UCUGCGUCCCAGAAUCCAAGAUGGCGGGGCCCUGGCGGAAGGGUCCCCAGGCUGGAGCUCGGUCGUUCUUCUGCGCCUUGCUGCUGUCUUUCACCCAAUUCGUCGGGAGCGACGGCAUGGGAGGCGACGCUGCGGCCCCCGGCGCUGCGGGCACCCCAGCCGAGUUGCCACACCGCCGUUUCGAGUAUAAAUACAGCUUUAAGGGGCCGCAUCUGGUGCAGAGCGAUGGGACCGUGCCCUUCUGGGCCCACGCGGGGAAUGCUAUUCCAAGUUCAGAUCAAAUUCGAAUAGCACCGUCAUUAAAAAGCCAAAGAGGUUCAGUGUGGACAAAAACAAAGGCGGCCUUCGAGAACUGGGAGGUGGAAGUGACAUUUCGAGUGACUGGAAGAGGUCGAAUUGGAGCUGAUGGCUUAGCAAUUUGGUAUACAGAAAACCAAGGCUUGGAUGGCCCUGUGUUUGGAUCAGCUGAUAAGUGGAAUGGUGUUGGAGUAUUUUUUGAUUCUUUUGACAAUGAUGGCAAGAAAAAUAAUCCUGCUAUAGUAGUUAUAGGCAACAAUGGACAAAUUAAUUACGACCAUCAAAACGAUGGUGCUGAUCAAGCUUUAGCGAGUUGUCAGAGGGACUUUCGGAACAAGCCCUAUCCUGUCCGGGCAAAGAUUACCUAUUACCAGAAAACAUUGACAGUCAUGAUCAAUAAUGGCUUUACACCAGAUAAAAAUGAUUAUGAAUUUUGUGCCAAAGUGGAAAAUAUGAUUAUCCCCACACAAGGGCACUUUGGGGUAUCUGCUGCAACAGGAGGUCUUGCAGAUGACCACGAUGUUCUUUCUUUCCUGACUUUCCAACUAAUGGAACCUGGAAAGGAGCCACCCACAGCAGAAAAAGACAUCUCAGAAAAAGAAAAGGAAAAGUAUCAGGAGGAGUUCGAGCACUUCCAGCAAGAAUUGGACAAAAAGAAGGAGGAAUUCCAGAAGGACCACCCUGACCUCCAGGGGCAGCCAACGGAUGACGUCUUUGAGAGCAUAGUUGAUCGCGAGCUGAGGCAGGUCUUUGAGGGACAGAAUCGUAUUCACCUGGAGAUCAAGCAGCUUAACCGGCAGCUGGAUAUGAUUCUCGAUGAGCAGAGGAGAUACGUGUCUUCCUUGACAGAGGAGAUGUCCCGCAGAGGAGCGGGGGCCCCAGGGCAGCCUGGCCAGGUCUCCCAGCAGGAGCUGGAUACUGUGGUGAAAGCCCAGCAUGAGAUCCUGAGACAAGUGAACGAGAUGAAGAACUCCAUGAGCGAAACCGUCCGGCUGGUCAGUGGCAUCCAGCACCCGGGCUCGGCAGGCGUCUAUGAGACAACGCAGCACUUCAUGGACAUCAAGGAGCACCUGCAUGUGGUGAAGAGAGACAUCGACAGCCUCGCGCAGCGCAGCAUGCCAUCUAAUGAAAAACCAAAAUGCCCAGAACUGCCGCCAUUUCCAUCGUGUUUGUCCACGGUCCACUUUGUGAUAUUUGUAGUGGUGCAGACAGUGCUGUUCAUUGGCUAUAUCAUGUACAGGACUCAGCAAGAAGCAGCUGCCAAAAAAUUCUUUUGACCUUCAUUUUCCUAUAUGUACAUCAUGUAUGUAUGUGCAAAUGUUUGUCUUUCUGAGGGGAUUUAGUAUUUAAAUUGCUUCAUAGUCUAAGUUAUUAAAUUUUGUAUAAAAUAACUCUUAAAAACUAAUUUUUUUUUUUUUGGUAAAAAUAAAUGUUAAAGACAACCAUAUUUUGUUCAUAGUAGUACAUGUCUUUAAAUGUCAGUGAGUCUCUGGCAGACUGAGUGCAGCCACUGAACAGAAUAAUGGCAAGCCAAGGCCUAAAGAAAACAAGAGCAGCCACUGGCUGUGGGUGUUACUCUCUAUGUCUCCGUGUUGGAGGUUUCUUUGUUUAUAUAAACAACUUGCCCUUUGCCCCCAGAAUGAGGUCUAAGCAAGAGCACCCUAUUCGUGUGUGCUUUGUUACCAGUUGGUUUUAGAAGUGAGCAUUUGCUUCUGUAAGAGUGAGUUCUACAGCCCUUUGGCCCCAGCAUAGCUCCCUCUGGAAUCAGUGUUUGGUCUGCGAAUUUUAAACUAGACCCAGGCAUCCGAGCAUUUGAUGAAAUGUUUCCCCUGUUUUCAAUGUGGAGUCCACUGUUAAAGGAAAUUAUGGUGGAAAACUAAUAACUAGUUUUUACCUAGGUCCUUUAGCUGAGAACAUUCCUAUGACAGUUUUUAUUGAGUAUUUUGCAUGGUAGCGUAUUCACUUAUGAUGCCCACUGUCUUGAGUAUCUUUAUUCCAAUAAUGUUAAUUUGAUAUUACAGAAAUAAUUUUUAUACUUUUAGUUUGUGAAAUUUUUUCUUCCAUUGUGUCGAACAUGUACUUUAGCUCUGAUUACAAGUUCUGCAGCAUUUUAAAUUCACAAGACUUAACAAUAUGUUCUGGUUUACAUUACUCUAUGUAACUGGAGGUUUAUGACUUUCAAACUCUUAAAUGUAGGAGGCUGUGACAGAAGCAGCUUUGAGCUAUUUGAAAGCAAAUUUGUAAAGUAAAUACUUUCACUGUUUCCCCUUUCAAUGUUAGAAAUAAAGAUGUUGUGGGGCUAGUGAAUUCACCAGGAAACGCUGGGCUGGAAGGAGCACUGUCAGCCCAUGGUUAGCUGUAGGGUCUGAGAAACCACCUGUGGCAUUUUAAGUGCAGAUUUUACUUUUCUCUUCACAGCUGGCUUCAAGACAGUUUACCUCUUAUUAAAGCAGUUGUCUCGUUUGCUAUGGGAUCCAGAACAACACAGUUUAAUAAGAUAUGCUACUAAAUUGUUCUAAGCCAUCGUAAGUUUUCUCUCAAAUGUCAUUUACAGAAUGAGCUAACCACCUAAAAUCAUUAUAUAUAAUGACUUUAUGAAGAGCACUCUACAUUGUGACUACCUAACUUGUACCAUGCCUGUGGUCCCACCAUGCAUUUUAUGCUGUCAUUUAUCCUGGGAAAGCCACAGUGACUCCCCAAAAUUCAGUGCAGCAUAAAGUGCUUCCUCCUUUCCACUCUGUAGACUUAGCAUUUUGAAACUUAGGUUCCAAUAGUGUCACCUUCCAGAAUUUACUAACAUUUGAAAAACCUUUCAGAAGAAUGUCAAGUUGUAGACUGUGGAUCUUGGGAAAUCUUGAGAUAAAAGGCUGCCAAGUAGUAGAGUCCACAGUCACAUAUCCUGGACAUUAAAAGAAUCCCAGAUUUGGGCAGUGUACGGUUCCAGGCUCAGAUCCAAGGGAAAGUAAAC
Molecule: messenger RNA, 3265 nt
Organism: Acomys russatus (golden spiny mouse)
Lineage: Eukaryota; Metazoa; Chordata; Mammalia; Rodentia; Muridae
Gene: Lman1
Product: lectin, mannose binding 1
Exons: 13
Coding region: 21-1574 (517 amino acids)
Biological process (GO): endoplasmic reticulum organization; endoplasmic reticulum to Golgi vesicle-mediated transport; Golgi organization
Cellular component (GO): endoplasmic reticulum-Golgi intermediate compartment; COPII-coated ER to Golgi transport vesicle; Golgi membrane
Molecular function (GO): D-mannose binding
Source: RefSeq, a predicted model, not a curated record